Molecule: messenger RNA, 438 nt
Organism: Entamoeba invadens IP1
Lineage: Eukaryota; Evosea; Mastigamoebida; Endamoebidae
Exons: 2
Coding region: 1-438 (145 amino acids)
Source: RefSeq, a predicted model, not a curated record
AUGAAUAUUAACAAUUCAUGUUGUAUAAACUUGAUUCGAACUGAUUUGGAUGGUGAGCCCGAGUAUUUCAUGACGUGUCCAAUGAUCGAGUGGAGUGUCGAUCAAAGGAAUUGUGUUAAAGUUGCAGGGACAACAGUUUGUUCAAAUAGUGUUGUCAACUUACCCCACGACUUAGAGUGUAAAAAAGUAGUCGAACCGGAUAGAUCUUUUAUGGUUGCUUCACUUUCAUUUUUUGUUGUCUGUGAUGUUUUAUAUCCCAUAAUGGGGGUAUAUGCACUCUAUUUAGCGUUUUAUCAAGAAAAGGGGCAACCCGCUCUUCCUGUCAGAGAGGAAUGGGCGCACUUAGAUGGGACUACUUUAUGCUUUGGGAAAAGUGAUAGUAAAAAGCCUCUUGUUGGAGGAGACGAGGAGUGGAAUAAUUUAACGAGGAAAAAUUAA